Serpula lacrymans var. lacrymans S7.9 is the source of this 476-nucleotide messenger RNA. RefSeq lists its product as uncharacterized. Lineage: Eukaryota; Fungi; Basidiomycota; Agaricomycetes; Boletales; Serpulaceae. The coding region runs from base 149 to 373 and encodes 74 amino acids. The record is from RefSeq and is a predicted model, not a curated record. The transcript has 4 exons.
GGCAGUCCGAAGCUGAAGCCAACAGACUUCAAUCAUGCAUUCUCAACACUGAGAAAGCCAUCGCAUGUCAAUGUGAACGUACCUUCAACCAUCUUUCAAACACCUAUCAUCCGCCCAAACUACUAGCAAAGCAUCUGUCAAUCCACUUAUGGGACGCCAAAUUACUAUUCAAGCAGAGAUAAACAUUAUUCGCGAGCUUAUAGCCACACUAGACCGUGUAGAAACAGAGAAAGAAGCCGAUGCAGAAUAUUCCAAUAGUUCCUCGCGCUUACAUGCUGAGAAUAGGUCUAUCCAUUAUGAUAUCAUAUCGAGGAAGUGUAAACAUGACGUUUUGAGGACUAGCUCACCAUCGAAACGUCCAAAACACGAAUGAUAUCUCAGCUUUUUGCCAACAGUAGGAUGGUUAUUUUACACUGUAUUUUGUACAAUGCACAUAUGUGAUAGUUUACAUUUUUUUUAAAUAUUGUUGUUGUUCC